Molecule: messenger RNA, 1389 nt
Organism: Jatropha curcas
Lineage: Eukaryota; Viridiplantae; Streptophyta; Magnoliopsida; Malpighiales; Euphorbiaceae
Product: E3 ubiquitin-protein ligase SDIR1
Biological process (GO): ubiquitin-dependent protein catabolic process; protein ubiquitination
Molecular function (GO): ubiquitin protein ligase activity
Source: RefSeq, a predicted model, not a curated record
AAUUCCCACAAGCUUUUACGUGAGCGUGUUGGAUUUAGGCAAAGACCCAAACCCAACGCGUCUGAGUCAAAUCGCUCCCCUCUGACUCGUCGUCAUCUUCUUCAAUUUUUAUCAAAAAAACAUAAAAAUAAAGAAAACAAAAGAAAAGAAAAAGGAAAAUACUGCUAGCAAAUCACCAGGAAUCGAUCCAUACAAUCAGAUCCGGCGUGGUUUUCUCCGGUUAAAUAAAUUGCAGUGGACCUGAACAUUGGUGGAUUAUACAUUAUUGGAGAAGCUGAUAUUGUAAUUAUAAAUAAGCAUGAGUUUUGUAUUUCGAGGGACUAGAGCAGAUUUAGAAAAUGGUUUCCCAGGAUUUAUCCCUGAACGGAGAGCAGUGCGUGUCCAUGCAGCACGGCCUGUUAAUUCCAACUCCCUUGUUUUUCUCGUUACAGUUCUUUUAUUGUUCAUGAUUCUGAAUUCACAACAGAUGUCACCUAACUUUCUCCUUUGGUUAGUGCUUGGUGUAUUUUUAAUGGCUACCACUUUGAGGAUGUAUGCAACUUGUCAACAACUUCAAGCUCAGGCUCAAGCCCAUGCUGCCAUGGCCAGUGGCCUUCUUGGUCAUACUGAGUUGCGUUUGCAUAUGCCACCGUCCAUAGCACUUGCAACUAGAGGACGUUUACAAGGCCUCAGACUCCAACUUGCACUUCUGGACCGGGAAUUUGAUGAUCUAGAUUAUGAAACUUUGAGAGCAUUGGAUUCUGACAAUGUUCCCACCACUGCGGCAAUGAGCGAGGAAGAGAUAAAUGCCCUUCCAGUUCACAAGUAUAAGGUCGCUGCUCAGCAAAGUGGUGGCUCUUCAAUCCAACAAGCUUCAUCUUCUGACUCAUUUGAGCAAAAGCAGCAAGAUACUGCCACUGCAGUAGGAAGCAUGAAGGCUUCAGAUGAUGAUCUGACUUGCAGUGUGUGCCUGGAGCAAGUAAAUGUGGGAGAACUGAUCCGUACACUGCCAUGCAUACAUGAGUUUCAUGCUAAUUGCAUUGACCCAUGGCUGCGGCAACAAGGGACAUGCCCUGUUUGCAAAUUCAGGGCAGGAUCAAGGUGGCAUGAAAAUGGACAAGGUGGAAUGGAUGCUUCUUACAUGGUUUGACUACAGGCACCGGCCUAUAUACCAGUGAAGUCAUUCUGAUGAAAAUACCUGCUUAUAUGUAAGCCUAUUGAUCAUGAUGGAAGUUGUAACCUAUAUAACAUUUUUGAUUUAGGCAUUUGAAAAAAGGCAGGUCUCUGUAUGAUCAAAUUCAAAGGUCAUUUAUACUUCUUUUCAGAAAAAGAUGUAAAAGGAACAAAAAAAAAAAAAUAUAACAUCAAUACAAGUAUUACUGUGCACCAGAGCUUUGUAAUGGGGUUCUA